AGAAGCUAAGGAGGGCCACCGCCGGCCGCAAGGCAGAUGGGUGACCCUCACCCCCCCCGCCACAUGGCUCAGGAGGAGCCGCCCGGCGGCGAGCGCAGGCGCCGCAGCGCUCCCCUCAGCGCCAUGGCUGGCGGGGGGCCGGCUGCGGUGCUCGGCGCCAUCGCCUGCCUCUGCUUCCUGGCCCCGGCGGCUGCGGGAUUCAGGAGGAGGGGGCCCAGCGUGACAGCCAAGGUCUUCUUUGACGUGAAGAUUGGAGACAGAGAUGUUGGCAGAAUUACAAUUGGAUUGUUCGGAAAGGUUGUCCCCAAAACUGUGGAGAACUUCAUUGUACUGGCAACUGGAGAAAGAGGAUAUGGAUACAAAGGAAGUAAAUUUCAUCGUGUGAUCAAAGACUUCAUGAUUCAAGGAGGGGACUUCACAGCUGGAGAUGGAUCAGGAGGAAGAAGCAUCUAUGGAAAAAAAUUUCCAGAUGAGAACUUCAAGCUCAAACACUAUGGAAUUGGAUGGGUUAGCAUGGCUAAUUCUGGCCCAGAUACCAACGGAUCCCAGUUUUUCAUCAGUGUGACAAAGCCUUCUUGGUUAGAUGGAAAACAUGUAGUAUUUGGCAAAGUCCUUGAUGGAAUGUCUGUGGUGCACUCAAUAGAACUUCAGCAGACAGAUGAACAUGACCGCCCCCUUCAAGACUGUGUGAUUGUGAACAGCGGCAAAAUAGCUGUAAAAGAGCCAUUUGUAGUUGAAGUAGAUGGCUGGUGAGACCAACAGUUGAAAUGGAAAGUAAAAUUUAAUUCUUCGGGGCCCAAAUUUUUGACUGACCUCGAUUAUGCAUUGAGUUUUCUCCUUAAAACACAUGAGGCUAUGUGUAGACAAUGCUUAUCAUUUGCCACGUAUAUAAUAGAUAGGGCUGUUUCUGUAAUAAUUUGAUGGACCUGUUACACCUUGAAAAUCAAGACAUAUUCAGCUAAAUCCUAAAUCUUGCAGAAAAGGUCUCUCAUGAAAAUUUUAGAAGUACCUCUGUUUUUUUUUCAAGGUUUGAAACAGUCAUUUUGUUUUCUUUGGAAAUUUUUGCAAUUUUUGUUUCCACCUUUUCAACUGAAAAUGUUAUUUUCUGUAAAAGUAUCAGCUUCUUUUAAAUACAUUUCUUGGGGUGGGGGAAUAAAAUGUUUUGAAUAAAUAAACUUGGAUUUCAAAUGAA
Messenger RNA from Cygnus atratus (black swan), 1192 nucleotides. RefSeq names its product peptidylprolyl isomerase C (gene PPIC). Gene Ontology annotation, biological process: protein folding; protein peptidyl-prolyl isomerization. Lineage: Eukaryota; Metazoa; Chordata; Aves; Anseriformes; Anatidae. Bases 37 to 753 code for a protein of 238 amino acids. The record is from RefSeq and is a predicted model, not a curated record. Gene Ontology annotation, cellular component: intracellular membrane-bounded organelle. Gene Ontology annotation, molecular function: peptidyl-prolyl cis-trans isomerase activity. The transcript has 5 exons.